Molecule: messenger RNA, 1303 nt
Organism: Brachypodium distachyon (stiff brome)
Lineage: Eukaryota; Viridiplantae; Streptophyta; Magnoliopsida; Poales; Poaceae
Product: XIAP-associated factor 1
Exons: 5
Coding region: 292-1050 (252 amino acids)
Source: RefSeq, a predicted model, not a curated record
CUCUGGCAUCGCCCCGCCCCUUGCCUGCUCUUAAUUUGCUGCUGCUUUGUUUUCUGCUGGUUCGCUGCUGUUGACUGUGCCUGGAAGGAUUUCAAAGCAGCUGACGUCGGUUUUCAUCUGAGAGACCAAAACUUCGUGCUAUACUGCUAUUGCGCAUAGCUGAGACGUGGAACAGUAAUCGAUAAGAUUAGCCUUGCUUGGUCGAUAAACUAGCAUUGAAAGGGCCUUCCAUACUCAUCUUAUUGCUUUGUCAGUAAAACUAGCCUUGCUGGGAACAUCAAUAGGACAUUGAUGAUGUUUUCGUUGUUUUGGAUCGAAAUGAUACAUCGUGACGAUAGUUAUAUGAUGGUAUCACAAUGCAGUUUGUACAACUCUUUGCUUGCGGAUGACGUGUCAUUCCAUACUCAUUUGACCUCAAGAGUUAACUGGGGAGUAUGCAUGAACCACUCUUCAUUCAUGAAUUGCCAUAAGCUCAUGCUUGUCAAAUUAGUUCCUUGUGUGUUGGAGGAACAAAGUACGCGAGAAAUUCCAUCUUCAAACAUUGCACUACAUUCUGCACACUGUGCUCGCAACCUUCAAAAGUGUGAACAUUGUGGAGAUAUGGUUCCAAGGAAGCAUAUGGAAGAACACUAUGAUGAAAAGCAUGCACUGGUGAAUUGCUCAGGUUGCAAAGAAACCAUAGAGCAUGAGCUGUGGGAUCUUCAUAAACGCAUACAAUGCCCUCAAAGCAUGCUCACAUGCCAAUAUUGUAAGUUUGAACUGCCUGCAAUUGAUAUUUUUGAGCAUCAGGAUGUAUGUGGAAAUCGAACAGAAUAUUGCCAACCUUGCAAGAAGGACAUCAGACUUCGUGAAUGGAUUGGACAUGAGAUCCUGCUCCACGCAAAAACAAAUGUUGCUGCAGAAUCUUCAAGUGCCAGAACCAUGCUGGAAAAAGAAGAGCGUGCUCCAGUAGAACAGCAAGAGCAACAACGCAACCAACUGCUUCUCACAAUUGCAAUAACCGUAAUUGCAGUUCUGAUUGGAUCCAUUCUGUUCCAAAAGAAGGGUUGAAAGCACCAAAAGGCAGUAACGCUGGACUUGUUGCUUGUAUUGAUGUUCCCAGAAUACAAAUCAGUCUUUUGAUGUCUCUUUUAUGCAUCAAUUGUUUCGUAGCCAACGGGCUGAACGUAUUCACCUAGUACUGUUUAGAAUACCACUGUACAGAAAUUACCUGACCUUUGUAUGCCAAAAUGAUACGCCUAUUUACAGUGGCAACAAAACGUUGAUUUUCUUGGCUGCAGCCAACUGAUGUUCAUCAUAGCUA